AUGGGAUUGAAGCACACGGAUUUCUUUGAGAACAACUCGUACGAGCCUUCCAAUACCCAGAUUAUCGUCUGCAAUGAAUGUCUGUCCCAUUUGUGCUUGUCAACUUUUGUCCUUUCUGACAAGUUCUGGGGCCUGCUGGGUGAUGCAUACUUGGUAGAGAAGCUCAUUAAUGUGCUGCCUGAUUCUAUCGACCAGGAAACUGCCAUGAAAACGGGGGUGUAUUUGAUCAAUAAGAUCCGCUGCCUGCAAUGUUUCACCAGCUUGGGCUGGUUAUAUAAGAAGCUGUUCAAGCAUCUGGAGUCGUACAAGGAGGGUAAGUACGUCAUUGAGAAGAAGUACAUUUCCCAAGUGCCUAACCACACCAACACAGCUGCGCUUUUGCAACAGGCCCAACUACUGCGCCGCAGACGCUCGUCAGCUAGCACCGUAUCUACCAGUUCAUUGGAUGACGAUGCUUUUCUUGACAUCUUACGUCGAAAGCAUCUGGAUGAGAUGAUAUUCUCCAAUUAUCUUCGAGACUAUGAAGCCAUCACCAAGCGGUGCUCUGUUUCCAGUUUCCGUGAAGGAACUGCUCAGGCUUUGAGCAGGCAGCGACUCCGCAAAGAAGUGGAUGAAUUUGAUGAGCAUGAUGAGGAUAUCUUCGUCGAUGCUUAG
This is a messenger RNA of Sungouiella intermedia, 654 nucleotides long. The record is from the annotation of a GenBank genome assembly. NCBI's taxonomy places the organism in Eukaryota, Fungi, Ascomycota, Pichiomycetes, Serinales, Metschnikowiaceae.